GAGGAGGGCGCCGUCCACGGGCAGACCGACUUCGAGAAGGCGGCGGUGGAGCUGGCCCGUCUGGUUCGGCGUAGGGCAUCAGCACCCGCUGUCGCGAUGCCGAUGGCCGCUGGCAGCUACCUAGCGCGGUUCGCCGUGCCUGGUCGCGGGCUCUGGCGCGAACGGCUCGUCGGCCAGGGCGCGCUCAUCAUGACGGCCGACGGCGACGUCUACCACGAGGAUCAGGUGCCCUCCAGGAAUGUCAGGGGCACCAAGCCGCUGAGCUGGCAGGGGGACGCGGUCGACGGGUUCGAGGUGGCGAGCGUCUACCGCUCCGAGCUCCUCCCCGCGGCGGUCCAGGCGCGGGACACGCAUUGCGAGGCGGUGGCUGGAGGUGCUGGGGCGCUCCCGCCCGAGGACUUCGUGCUGGAGCUCGGCGAGGCGAGCGUGCUCGGGAGGCCUGACACCCCUCCUGGCGCCCGCGCUGGAGACUCGGCCACGCCUCCUGCGGGGGAGCCCCCGUGCGGCGACCCGCGCGUCCUGGCGGUUGCUAGGGUCUCGCGGGGUCGCUGCGACCGCUCCUUCGGCGACGCGCCCAGGAAGCAGUCCGUGUACGAGCGUGACGAUUGGCCCGUUCGGGGGCCUCAGACGGUGCUCGGGGUCCUCCAGCUCGUGCUUCGGAUGGCUGGAGGCGCUGUGGCGCGGCUCACGCGGGGGCUCGCCUUUAUCGGGCUGGCCGAAGGGAUCGAGGCGGUGAAGCAGCUCGAGACCAUCUGCCGCAUCCUGGAGGCGUCGAGAGCGCACGUCCAGCUCGUCAUCCCUGAGCUGGCCAGCUUCGAGUGUCUGGCGCGGCAGUUGCAGCUGAUCGGCCACGGCAAGAAGGACUCCACAGCCCAGGACGCGCGGUCUACGGAGGUCGGCCUUUUCCUGGGGAUCGGGAGAACGAAGGGCAACGCGUGCAUCUGCCCCGCUCUGAUGCAGUUCUUCGCCGAGCAGGUGCAGAGCGAGGCGGCGACAUCGAACGAACGACGCAAGGCGCGUGAGGAGCGCGCCUUGCGGGCGCCAUGGCGCCCCCCGAGGCCCCUCGCCUUCGCCAGCGGGAUGCUCUGCCGCUGCCGCCCCUCGACGCGGGCGAUCGUCUUCGCGCCGUUAACGGUCGGCGGCCCCGCCGGCGGGCGGCUCGUGGCGCGGCUUGGCGCCGGCAGUGCAACGAGGGCAUCGACGCUCUCAACUGGCUCCAUGAUCGUGCUGGUGCGGGGCGUCUCGCUGGUGAGGAUGUGGUCCGCUCUCAGGCGCAGCAUGCUGUUGUCGGAGAGCUGCAAGAGCAUUGUGCUCUCGACGACCCCAGGCUACCAGAACGCCUCGCGGGUCAGACCCUACGACAAGGCCCGCGUGGCCUGGCCUGCGCUCUCGGGACCUCCCGUCGAGGUCGGCUCCGUCGCGCAGCAGGCCGAUGCCUUCCAGUUGCAGGGUUGGAGGCAGAGUAUGCUGAGAUCCGCAGGCGAGGUCGAGGAGCUUCAGGAGUCGUUAGGUGUUCAGCAACCCUACGUCGACCCUCUGCUUCGCGAUCCUCGGAAGUAUGCUGAGUUUUUGAACGCGAUGCUGCAGCGCCACGUGAUCGAGUGGGCUGUG
Prorocentrum cordatum is the source of this 1611-nucleotide messenger RNA. The record is from the annotation of a GenBank genome assembly. NCBI's taxonomy places the organism in Eukaryota, Dinophyceae, Prorocentrales, Prorocentraceae.